Molecule: messenger RNA, 1788 nt
Organism: Oncorhynchus mykiss (rainbow trout)
Lineage: Eukaryota; Metazoa; Chordata; Actinopteri; Salmoniformes; Salmonidae
Product: adenylate cyclase type 1-like
Biological process (GO): cAMP biosynthetic process; adenylate cyclase-activating G protein-coupled receptor signaling pathway; intracellular signal transduction
Cellular component (GO): plasma membrane
Molecular function (GO): adenylate cyclase activity
Source: RefSeq, a predicted model, not a curated record
AUGGAGGAAAUUCCGUUUGAAAGAGUCCAGACCCGGAAGGAGGGUCACUGUCCGGCCGCCACCGGUACAACCAUCGCUGCCGUUGCUUGCGAGGACGAGUUCGACAGCAAAGAGCUCGAGACGCUCUUCCAAAACUACAACCUGAAGCUAGAGCAGACGGCAACGCUCAAAGCCCUCGCGGUGCUCAUCGUGGCCGCCUCGUCCCUCGCGCUGAUGGAGCUUCUGUCCGGUCCCCGGCUCACGGUGUCCAAGGGCUCUCACCCGGUGCACAGCGUAGUGUUCGUCUCUCUCUUUAUAGUCACCAACGUCAAGUACCUGCAAGUGACGCAGCUGCAGCAGAUCGCCAAGCUCGCGCUGCUCUUCAGCUUCACCUUCGCGCUCCUCUGCUGCCCGUUCCCCCUUGCGCUUGGCGCCGCCGGCGUGGGGGCUCCCCCCGCACCGGAGCAAGGCGUGUGGCAGCUCAUGCUGGUCACUCUCGUGGCAUACGUGCUGCUCCCGGUGCGGACGCUGCUCGCAGUGCUGUUUGGUAUGAUGGUGGCCGUUUCCCACUUCAUCGUCACGGCGACAUCAGUCACGGCCAGAAAACACAAGCUCUGGAGACCGCUGGUGGCCAAUGCUGUACUAUUCACCAGUGUCAACCUGUCUGGAGUCUUUGUCAGGGUGCUGACUGAGCGUGCUCAAAGGAAGGUCUUUCUUCAGGCUAGGAGCUGCAUAGAGGAAAGGCUACGACUAGAGGAUGAGAAUGAGAAGCAGGAGCGCCUCCUGAUGAGCCUGUUGCCCAGGAACGUUGCCAUGGAGAUGAAGGAGGACUUCCUGAAGCCGCCCGAGAGGAUCUUUCAUAAGAUCUACAUCCAGCGUCAUGACAACGUCAGUAUUUUGUUUGCAGACAUCGUGGGGUUUACCAGUCUGGCGUCUCAGUGUACUGCCCAGGAACUGGUCAAACUGCUCAACGAACUCUUCGGGAAGUUUGACGAGCUGGCCACAGAGAACCACUGUAGGCGUAUAAAGAUUCUGGGGGACUGUUACUACUGUGUGUCAGGUCUGACCCAACCCAAGGCAGACCAUGCACACUGUUGUGUAGAGAUGGGCCUGGACAUGAUCGACACUAUCACGUCUGUGGUGGAGGCUACAGAGGUGGAUCUGAACAUGCGUGUGGGUCUGCACACGGGCCGUGUACUCUGUGGGGUUCUGGGACUCCGGAAGUGGCAGUAUGAUGUCUGGUCCAAUGAUGUCACUCUGGCCAAUGUGAUGGAGGCAGGAGGACUGCCUGGUAAGGUCCACAUAACCAGGACUACUCUAGAGUGUUUGAAUGGAGACUAUGAGGUGGAGCCUGGCUUUGGCCAUGAUCGACAUACCUUCCUACAGAAACACAACAUUGAGACCUUCUUCAUAGUACCCUCCCACAGGCGAAAGAUCUUCCCAGGGUUGAUCCUGUCGGAUAUCAAGCCAGCCAAGAAGAUGAAGUUUAAGACAGUGUGCUACCUGCUGGUUCAGCUCAUGCACUGUAGGAAGAUGUUCAAGGCGGAGAUCCCCUUCUCUAACGUCAUGACCUGCGACGACGAUGACAAGAGGCGUGCGUUGCGGACGGCAUCGGAGAAGGUGCGUAGCCGGACGUCGUUCUCGGGCUCCGUGCAGCACCCGCCUGGUACACGGGUUAACCGCUACAUUGGCCGGCUAAUCGAGGCUCGUCAGACAGACUCACAGACCACCGACCUCAACUUCAUCACACUCACCUACAGGAACACAGACAGGGAGCGCAGGGUAUGUAGAGUACACACACACACACAC